Molecule: messenger RNA, 3147 nt
Organism: Cryptococcus amylolentus CBS 6039
Lineage: Eukaryota; Fungi; Basidiomycota; Tremellomycetes; Tremellales; Cryptococcaceae
Exons: 10
Coding region: 1-3147 (1048 amino acids)
Biological process (GO): dolichyl monophosphate biosynthetic process
Cellular component (GO): endoplasmic reticulum membrane
Molecular function (GO): dolichol kinase activity
Source: RefSeq, a predicted model, not a curated record
AUGACCCUCCAGCCCGCAAGGUCGCACCACACUCACAGGAACACCCGUCACCGCUCCGUAUCACGCUCAUCUUCUUCGCCUUCUCCGCCCCCGCCUUCCUCUCUGUCUGUCCACGGCCACCCACCAAGAACAAGCACACCACUGCAUAACAGUAGAGAAAAGCGGAAAAGCUUCAAUUCACCUCGGUCUUCUGCUACCGGAUCAGUCGGCCAUAACCACGGCCAUGGUCAUAACAGUCAUCGCACACGUGCCCCAAGCCGCAGCCCCCUUCCUCCCUUUUACAAAUCCCCCUCCGACCUUCCCUCCUCCCCACUAGCAUCUCGCACAACACUAGAAGACCAGCAAGACCACGAAACGACCGACGUCGGAUUCUCGACGCAAUACGGUGCUUCGGCGAGUAGCGUCGCCGGCGCGGGUAGCGGGAGCGAGGUAGAGUUUCUGAGGGGAGAUGAGACGGAGGUGGAGAGGGCUAGUAGAGUGAAUUGGAAGAAACAGGUAGACGAGCCUGUUGAUCGAACACCAACACCGCUCGCCUCUGCCCGUACCUCCAACUCAGCCCGACGGCAAAACUCGGCACCGCCCUCGCCGCCUCCUCAUACCCUACUCCCAUUCAUGAUCGGUCUCAACCAUGUCAUCACUUUCAAAUUAGGCGGUAAAACCCGGCGCAUAGGACUGUCUAUGUUGAUGACACGACGCAAAUGCGAGAAUCUUUUGGUAUUGUCAGCAGUGUGUUGGGGUAUCUGGGUGCUGGGGUAUAGAUGGGGCGAACAAGCUAUUGCCGGUGAAAUCGGUUUAUUAGUAGGCUUGACGAUCCUCUACUCCGCCCUUCGAUUCCGACCGACCCCAGCCCGGGUCUUAUCCACAUACCUCCCCCCAACCCGACCCCUCUCCCCCUCUCCCGUCCCACCUUCCACUUGGGGGGGCACAUAUCCUGCACGCGAAAGGUCUGCUCGGGCGAGUGUUGGCCAUGCUUCUCAUUCCCUUGCUGGCGUACCCUUGACGUCCCCUGCGCUGCCAAAGGAUGAUCCUCGGGCGAGGAUGUUGUUGCCGGAUGAAGAUGGGUAUAUAGGGAUUGGACAUAAGGGGAGUAUAUGGGGGACGGAAGAACGUGAAUAUCGCGACUGCCUCGACGACGGCAUAUACUACGCCCUCCUCCUGGGCCCCCUUGUAGCUUCCGCCCUCUUGCACGCUUCCCUCUCCCAACUGUUCUCCUACCCCUCUUCUCCAUUGCCGCAUGAGAAUUGGAAGAUUGAGAACCCCCUUGUACUGCCCACAACCCCGCUGAGGCGGGACGUCGACCCUACAAGGGGACCUAUCGAGACGAUCCGCGCCCUCUCAGCACUUGCAACUUCACGCCGGAACCUCGUACAACUCUUCACGUUGUGUUCAUUUGUCCUUCUCGUGCACCUUGCAAGGUCGUUGCAUCUCGAAAUCAAACAAAUGCGUCUCCUCUGCCCCCCUCCUAACGACCCAAGCGUCUCAGAGCUCGGGGAGGUCCCUCCCGGUAUCCGGAGUGGUCAUGGCGGUGGCGGUGGCGGUCCCAAUAGCGUUGGGGGCAGGUUCAGCGCCCAACAAGCCGGCUUUGGCACCUUCUGGUUAAGGAAGGGUGAAUGGAGGAGGACGGGGAGCGUGGUGGGUUUUUCGGCGUUGGUUAGUGCGGGGUGUUUGGGGGUUAAGGCUGUUACUGCGUAUGUCGGAAGAGGAGUUUGGAGUGAUAUGUCGCCCUCCGAUAUCGUCAUCGCUACCCUCUUCUACCAAUUCAGUAUCUACGUUUGUGUCAGACUCGCCCGGAAGGGGUUGACGUUGGGGGAACUGGCUUCGGUGUGUAGUGCGGCGACGGCAAUGUUUAUGGAAGUCGUCAAUUUGACCCGUAUGAAGAUCGCAAUCUUCCGCACCCCCUACAUCAAAACAUACCGUCUCCCCACCCCUCUCCUCACAUUCCAACUCGCCCUCAUCCCCGGCUCCCUCCUCGCCGGCUUCCUCCUCUCCCCACUCCUCUACCUCUCCCGCAACCUCGCCCAAAAACCAGCGCACCGCCUCCGCCUCCCACACGAAAAACCCAUCCACCGCCGCUUGCUCGCUCUCGGCUUCUAUGGUGGUUCGGCGGUUGUCUGUGGGGGAUUGGUGGGCGGGUGGACGUGGUGGUGUUUGGGCGGGCGGAAUCCGUAUAGUUGGGUGUUUUGGUUCGUGUUUGGGGGGAGGCAUAUGUGGACGAGGUUGGGGCUCGUGGGGUAUUGGGUUGGGUUGGCUAUUGUUUCGGUGGCGGGCUGGGAGAGGCAGCUCAAUCGUGCUAGGAGGCAUAAAAGGUAUACCGUCCCUGGUACAGCAGCUAGCAGAGGCGACGCUCCUUCUUCCUCGAACUCGAACUCCAACUCCUCCAACCAGACCCACCCGUCCGUCUCAACCUCAACCUCAACCCUUCCAAACGCCCCAUCCGCACCCGGCCACCCCGGACAAACAGCAGGACAGGUGGAAGGAAGAGGACAAGCAGGUCUCUCCGGAGCAGCGACACAGAUGAUGGAUGCGGCCGAUCAGCGGAUGCCGACAUUGUCUGUGAAUGCGAGGAGGAAAUCGUUUCAUGCGCUGGCGGUCAUCAUGUUUAUCCCCGGUAUCGCCGUCGACCCAGCAUUCACUCACCUCUCAUUCUCCGUCGCUUUCGCCGCCUUCAACUUUGCAGAAUACAUUCGCUAUUUCGCCCUCUGGCCUUUUGGCGUCAAGGUGCACUUGUUUUUGAACGAGUUUUUGGAUGCGAAAGAUUCGGGGACGGCGAUUUUGAGUCAUUUUUAUUUGUUGGCGGGGUGUUCGUCGCCUUUGUGGUUUGAAGGGCCGAGCGAAUUGCUAUCCUACUUUGGUGUCCUCUCCCUCGGCAUAGGCGAUGCUCUCGCAUCGAUAGUUGGAAGACGAAUCGGAAGACUCCGAUGGUGUCCGGCAUUCGGCAAGACGGUCGAAGGCAGUUUGGCAUUCUUCCUGUCGGUGUUGGUUAGCUCGGUUUUUAUGUGGGCUGUUGGGGCUGUUGAUUCGUUCAAUCUUGUGCCAUAUACGAUCACUGUAGCGUUUGUCACCCUUCUCGAGGCGUUCUCGGCGCAGAACGACAAUCUUAUAUUGCCGAUGAUUGGGUGGGCUGUGGGAACGCUGUUGAGUGUAUAA